AUAGAGCGGGGUACCACUGUAAUAGAUGAAAGUGGAUUUAAUUGGCCAAUUAGUCUCCAAGGUGACAUACUGAGAUUAAAAGAAGCCGAGUUGCACUUCGCUUUCCAAAACACUGAGAAAGUGCCUAAUCCUGAUCAGGUCAUGUCCUCCAGCAAUGAGAGGGACUCCAUGAGCCCGGUGAGGAGGGCACUGCAGCCUGAGCCAGUCGUGGUGGAGGAGUCCAGCCGCUGGGUUUACUACCACAAGCCCAUCAUCAUCAUGGUGAUCGGGGGGCUGCUGUUCACUGCCGGCACUGUGAUAGCCUUCCUCUACUUCUCGCGGGUGGGAAGGGUGCCGUACGCGCUGGGCCCCGUGUGCCUGUCCAUCGGACUCAUGUUCCUGGUCACCGGGCUAGUCUGGGUGCCCGUCAUCAGACAGAAAGUCCGCAAGGGACUGAUUAGAGAGAUGUAUUCCAGAAGAUUGCCCAUUUAGUUACGAUAUGGAAGACAUCGAAAGAGACUUCUAGUAGAAACCUUUUGUCAUCGGAUUUGUGUGUUUCUAAAAUUAGGCAUAGAAGUCAUAUGGACCUGGUAUUAACUGCUAUUACAUAAGUUAUAAUUAUUUAACAUUUUGGG
Messenger RNA from Acipenser ruthenus (sterlet), 614 nucleotides. Its product is annotated as phosphoinositide-interacting protein-like. Lineage: Eukaryota; Metazoa; Chordata; Actinopteri; Acipenseriformes; Acipenseridae. The coding region runs from base 142 to 471 and encodes 109 amino acids. The transcript has 2 exons. The record is from RefSeq and is a predicted model, not a curated record.